GAUUAUGUGGAGGCUGCAGCGUUGGCCCCGCCUAGCAGCUUUCCCGCUCUCCGUCUUCUCUUAGGUCCGCAGUGAAUGUUUAAAUACUGCCGGUCACUCUGCUUCCACUCAUUCGUUCUGUACGAGCCGACAUAACAAUACCUGAAAAUGAGUGGAAGAGGAAAAGGAGGAAAGGGACUCGGCAAAGGAGGCGCCAAGCGUCACCGUAAAGUUCUACGUGAUAACAUCCAGGGCAUCACCAAGCCCGCCAUCCGCCGUCUGGCUCGCCGUGGCGGAGUGAAGCGUAUCUCCGGUCUGAUCUACGAGGAGACCCGCGGGGUGCUGAAGGUCUUCCUGGAGAAUGUGAUACGUGAUGCCGUCACCUACACCGAGCACGCCAAGAGAAAGACGGUGACCGCCAUGGAUGUGGUGUAUGCCCUGAAGAGGCAGGGCCGCACUCUGUACGGCUUCGGAGGUUAAACAUCUACACCCUGACAUACCUAGAAAACCAACGGCUCUUUUAAGAGCCACC
This is a messenger RNA of Notothenia coriiceps (black rockcod), 511 nucleotides long. RefSeq names its product histone H4. Gene Ontology annotation, cellular component: nucleosome. NCBI's taxonomy places the organism in Eukaryota, Metazoa, Chordata, Actinopteri, Perciformes, Nototheniidae. Bases 148 to 459 code for a protein of 103 amino acids. The record is from RefSeq and is a predicted model, not a curated record. Gene Ontology annotation, molecular function: DNA binding; structural constituent of chromatin; protein heterodimerization activity. The transcript has a single exon.